UAAACAGUUAAGUAUAUUUGAAAGCGACCUUUACACACAUAGUUGGUGUGAAUCGCAAAAAUGAGACACCACAACAGUCAAAUUGUGCCUUUUGUGAAACAACAUCAUGUUCACCGGAACCACAUUACAAAUAAUCUCGGCACUUAUAGCCACACUGAGUGCAUUUGUUGAUGGUAUGCAUUUUGCGUGGACUGCACCAAUAGUUCCCGUCCUACGUAGACCCGAAAGUCCGAUAAAAAUAACCCCAAAUGACGUGACGCUCCUGGAAACCAUCUACCUCUCCGGAGGAGUUGUGGGUCUGCCCAUAACAAUUUUCCUAGUCAAUAAAAUCGGACGAAAAAAGUCGAUUUUAACAGCCUCGGCUAUCAACCUAAUCGCUUGGAUAAUUAUAGGAACCGCCGACCAGGUGCAGUAUUUAUACUUAGCACGGUUUUUGGGCGGAUUAGAAGCGAACGUCAACUACGUCUCAACUCCGAUGUACUUAGCCGAAAUCGCCGAAGAAAAAUUCAGGGGGGUUCUGUCGGGGAGUUUAUACGUGAUGGUGACUUUCGGCAUGCUCACCAUCUACUCAGUGGCCCCCUUCCUGCCCUUCUAUGUCCCGUCGGUGGUAGCCGGAGUGCUGCUGGUGACCCAGCUGGUCACAUUUGGGAUUUUGCCGGAAUCGCCCUACUACCUGAUGAAGCAGGGACAGGAGGAAAAGGCCAAGGCGGCUCUGCUGAAGCUGCGAGGAAACCUCGACAAGCUCGAAACCAUAUCUUCAGCCGUUCGACAACAACAAAGAGAGAGGGGACGCCUCCGUGAGCUUUUCUCGGUGUCAAACAACCGGAGAGCUUUCACAAUUGUGUUGUAUCUGACGGCAGCGCAACAUUUCUCCGGGAUAACCCCGAUUUUGAUGAACUUGCAUACAAUCCUGGUUGAUACGGACUCAACUUUUUUCAAUUAUAACAUGACUGCCAUUUUGUUCGUCGCUGUGAUGCUAAUUACUUCGAUUGUAACUUCGUUUUUCCUUGACAAACUCGGGAGGAAAUUUCUUUUAAUUAUCUCGAGUAUAGUUUGUGGUUCGUGUUUGCUAAUUAUGGCCGUUUAUUUUCAUUUAAAAACACUGGGAAAGGUCGAUUCGAGUGCAUUUGGUUGGAUUCCUCUGGUUGCAGUAAUGACAUAUGCUGCAGGAUUUCGCAGUGGGAUCGGUUUAGUGCCGAUAGUUCUAGCCUCGGAACUAUUUUCAAUGAAUGUUAAAGCCCUCGGAAUGUCUUUGAGUGACGGAAUGUACGUUACUUUCGGAUUUAUUUGUAUAGAAAUUUAUCAGAGUAUUGUUCAUUAUUGCGGGUAUUAUGUUCCUUUUUAUAUUUUUACAAUAGUCGCAUUUGUGACAGCAGUUUUUGCUUUCUUUGUCAUUCCAGAAACUAAAGGUAAAUCGUUAGAAGAAAUACAGACACUGUUGAAAAAACGAAAACCCACACACACGAACGACAAAUACGAAAACUGUGAUCUUGUGAUUGCUUAGAUGUGUAUUUUAUUUAUUUUUGUUACAAGCUAUGACAAGAAUAUUGAUUUGUAUGCGCUUACUGUUAUUUAAUUCAAAAUAAAUAAAUUUUAGUACAAACUAAUACAUAA
This is a messenger RNA of Tribolium castaneum (red flour beetle), 1614 nucleotides long. RefSeq names its product facilitated trehalose transporter Tret1. Gene Ontology annotation, molecular function: transmembrane transporter activity. NCBI's taxonomy places the organism in Eukaryota, Metazoa, Arthropoda, Insecta, Coleoptera, Tenebrionidae. Gene Ontology annotation, cellular component: membrane. Gene Ontology annotation, biological process: transmembrane transport. The coding region runs from base 107 to 1504 and encodes 465 amino acids. The record is from RefSeq and is a predicted model, not a curated record. The transcript is spliced from 2 exons.